CCUAGCUGCCAGCCUGCCAAUGUCAUCGCUGCCGUGGGCUUUUCACAAAUAUAAUAUGCAAGACAUCUAUAACAUGCGAAAACGUUGGAAUUCCAAACAGACGAGAAUCUUGUCCUCUUGCACGACCACGCAGUAUCAAUAAUGUUUGUGACGCUCUACAUCCUUUAUCACGCGCUCGCCAUGUUUGGACAUCUAUUCACUCUUCUCUCUCCAUUGUGGUCGACUCUCUGGCACGUGUGGAGGUGUGCCAUCGAUGCUACAACGUACUAUCCACCGGCGGGGCGGAACAUCGUCGUCGAUAUCGUCACCUAUAUUUGCACACUCCUUGUUUGGUCGACACUCUUAGGAUCUAUCUUGAUGCGGAAAGAAGAGGCUGCAAAGCGUGCAGCAUCAUCUGCACCACCACUUCGUGUUUCGUUGAACCAAGCAAAUGAAACCCUUGAGACCGCGCGAAAGACAGUGCACAAGGCAAGGGACGAGCUCAAUGAGAUAAAAGACGCCUCCGCCGCCACAGCAGAGGCAUUGUUGUACUUGAGGAAGGCUGGGAAGAACAUGCUCGAAAUACAGCAAGCGCUUCUGGAGAUGGCCGACAUCUUGGAUCAACAAAUAGACCGACAGUUUCCUCCCGUCAAUUCGGGUAGAGCGAGAUGAAUAUGAUUUGCAGGGUUUGCCAGUGGUUUGGAUAGAGAAAUUCUUGUGUACAUGCGACAUCCAAUUGUUAUCUGCCAGUGUAGUUUGUAGUGCCCAUCGACACAGCGUAUAUAUGAAUUUUCUGUUGGGUUAUAGUCGUCAUAAUCCAACUGAUAAUUCUUAUACACGCUGUUUUGGUAUGGGGAUAGAUACAACGAGUCUCAAAUUAGACACCUGCAUGAACCAAUACGAUCUGCUACUCCAACCGAGUCUUCUUGCGCAACAUAUGAUCUUCCC
Molecule: messenger RNA, 927 nt
Organism: Suillus paluster
Lineage: Eukaryota; Fungi; Basidiomycota; Agaricomycetes; Boletales; Suillaceae
Exons: 3
Coding region: 142-651 (169 amino acids)
Source: RefSeq, a predicted model, not a curated record